AUGGAGACUGAUUCCUCAGACAUGUCUGAGGGAGCUGCUGAGAGGUCCUCCAGCCCCUCCACUCGGCUGAGUGCAGACCCGUCUCUAGACGGGCUCCCGGCAGCAGAAGGCAUGCCAGAGCCCCACACCGAGGACGGGGGCACCCCCGGGCUCGUGGGCCUGGCCGUGCCCUGCUGUGUGUGCCUGGAAGCCGACCGUCUGAGAGGCUGCCUCAACUCCGAGAAAAUCUGCAUUGUCCCCAUUCUGGCCUGUCUGGUCAGCCUCUGCCUCUGCAUUGCCGGCCUCAAGUGGGUAUUUGUGGACAAGAUAUUUGAGUACGACUCUCCCACUCACCUGGACCCUGGGGGGUUAGGCCAGGACCCUAUUAUUUCUCUGGAUUCAACGCCUGCCUCAGCUGGAUGGGUGUCCUCUGAGGCAUACACUUCACCUGUCUCCAGGGCUCAAUCUGAAACUGAGCUUCAAGUCACAGUGCGAGUUGACAAGGCUGGCACGUCCUCCGAGCCUUCAGCGGCUCUGACACCGAAGACUCGUAUUUUUGCUUUUUCUUUCCUGCCCUCCACCGCGCCACCCUUCCCGUCACCCACCCGGAACCCUGAGGUGAGAACACCCAAGUCAGCAACUCAGCCACAAACAACUGAAACUAAUCUCCAAACUGCUCCUAAACUUUCCACGUCCACGUCCACCACUGGGACGAGCCAUCUUGUCAAGUGUGCCGAGAAGGAGAAGACUUUCUGUGUGAACGGAGGCGAGUGCUUCAUGGUGAAAGACCUCUCCAACCCCUCGAGAUACUUGUGCAAGUGCCCAAAUGAGUUUACUGGUGAUCGCUGCCAAAACUACGUAAUGGCCAGCUUCUACAAGCAUCUUGGGAUUGAAUUUAUGGAAGCGGAGGAGCUCUACCAGAAGAGAGUGCUGACCAUAACUGGCAUCUGUAUCGCCCUCCUCGUGGUCGGCAUCAUGUGUGUGGUGGCCUACUGCAAAACCAAGAAACAACGGAAAAAGCUUCACGACCGGCUUCGGCAGAGUCUUCGGUCCGAGCGGAACAACAUGGUGAACAUAGCCAACGGGCCCCACCACCCCAACCCCCCUCCCGAGAACGUUCAGCUGGUGAAUCAAUACGUCUCUAAAAACGUCAUCUCUAGUGAGCAAAUUGUUGAGAGAGAAGCUGAGACGUCAUUCUCCACCAGCCAUUACACGUCGACAGCCCAUCACUCCACGACUGUCACCCAGACUCCUAGUCACAGCUGGAGCAAUGGGCACACAGAGAGCAUCCUGUCGGAAAGCCACUCGGUGAUCGUGAUGUCAUCGGCAGAAAACAGUCGGCACAGCAGCCCGGCGGGGGGCCCAAGAGGACGUCUUAAUGGCAUGGGAGGUCCCCGUGAAUGUAACAGCUUCCUCAGGCAUGCCAGAGAAACCCCCGACUCCUACCGAGACUCUCCUCAUAGCGAAAGACAUAACCUUAUAGCUGAGCUAAGGAGAGACGAGGCCCACAGACCCAAAUGCACACAGACCCCGCUGUCAGCAGCUCAGCUUAGAGCUUCUUCCAUUCCCCACUUGGGCUUCAUUCUCUAAGACCCCUU
Otolemur garnettii (small-eared galago) is the source of this 1577-nucleotide messenger RNA. RefSeq names its product neuregulin 1 (gene NRG1). The record is from RefSeq and is a predicted model, not a curated record. Bases 1 to 1569 code for a protein of 522 amino acids. The transcript is spliced from 9 exons. NCBI's taxonomy places the organism in Eukaryota, Metazoa, Chordata, Mammalia, Primates, Galagidae. Gene Ontology annotation, molecular function: protein tyrosine kinase activator activity; chemorepellent activity. Gene Ontology annotation, biological process: cell differentiation; nervous system development; animal organ development.